This is a messenger RNA of Chelonus insularis, 1840 nucleotides long. RefSeq names its product sarcoglycan alpha (gene Scgalpha). The transcript has 10 exons. NCBI's taxonomy places the organism in Eukaryota, Metazoa, Arthropoda, Insecta, Hymenoptera, Braconidae. The coding region runs from base 326 to 1606 and encodes 426 amino acids. The record is from RefSeq and is a predicted model, not a curated record. Gene Ontology annotation, cellular component: sarcoglycan complex.
CAGUGACAGAGAAUUUAAUAUUGUAUUUGUAAACUUUGUGUAGGAACUGGGGGAAUCUGAAGGAAACCACGCCUACCUCCUUGCUCGCACGUCAAUAGUGACGUAAUAAUCUUUUUUUUUUUUGCUCCUUCGACCACUUUCGACAACGCGGGUGGUGCGCAUACGAAAUUUCUAUCAAUCCUAUCAAUUCUGAGACUAAAACCUAACCUAAAACCGCAAGUGAAAGUGAAACAAUUAUUCUCUAAAUAUUAAUAUUUAAAAUGUAUAAUUAAAAUCUUUCAGACACAUUUCUUAAUUGUUGAAUUGUGUUUUAAAACCCUCAAAAAUGUUAAUAUCUCUUUUCUUAUUUCUAUUUAUAAUACAUGCGAGCAUUGCAAAAACAAUUAUUACUUCAAAGGUUUUUGUUAUUCCAAUUGGACCAGAAAUCUUUAAUCGGAGUUCAAUCGAUCGGAAAAAUGAAUUCUCAUAUCAAGCAUCACUACUUAAUGCACCAGAUUUGCCACCAUGGAUUCAUUAUACUUACAGCAAUCAUCACCAUCAAGGAUAUUUGUAUGGAGUUGCUCCGAAAGAUCAAACUAAUUUUUCGCUUGGAAUCGUAGAAUUAAACAAAAAAACUUAUGAAACAGACUAUAGAAUUCUGAACAUGAAUGUCAUACAGAAAGAAAAUGCAACCAACUAUGAGGUUUAUUUGAAAAUUGAUAAUUUAAAUGUUGAACAUACGUUCAAUAGUCAUCAUAUAGAACGACUUUUGAAUAUUUUCAGAACUGAUUUAUGGCCAGAAGCUGAUGACUUACAUGUAACUUAUUUAGUAUCAGCUGUUGAAGAGGGUGCAAGGCUUCCGUUGAACCCAAGUGAAACAGAAGGAGUUGUUGUGAAACUCGGAAGUUCCGUUCCAUUUUCACACACUUUGCACAACUUGGAGGACGAAGUAAAGCCACUAAGAAAAAUUUCGCAUUGUCCAAAAGAUUACAAACGAACUACAAAAGAAAAAAUCUUUCGAGAUGCUGAUUUUAUGUUAGAUUGGUGCUCAUUUAAAUUGAUUUCUGAAAACCGAAGUGUUCAUCAAGAAAGUGCUCGACGUGGUCCUAGUAUGAAUGUAAUCGACAGAGCUACGCUGGGAUCUUCAGAACGUGUUGAAUGGCAAUGGGCAAGACCCAAAAAAUCCUCCGUACCAAUAAGGAAUUAUCUGAAUGAAAUAGUAUCUGCAAUAUUUAUUCCAACUGGUUUGCUUUUAAUAUUGGCAAUUUUCCUCAGCACAACAUUCUGUCUUCAGCAUCCUAAUGUGAGCGAUCCAGAGUCUGAAAAAUAUUUCUUUGAACUUUUUAACAUUUGUGAACCAGAAAAGAAUAAAGAUAUUGAAGACGCGAGAGAUAAAGGAGAAUUAAGUCCUGUUGAAAGUACAGGCAAAAAUGGAGUACAAAUGGUCCAAUAUGCAACUGCUGAAAAAACUACUCUUCGAUCACUUGCAAAUCAGUGUACUACACCAACUGAUACGAUUUUACAAAAUGCAAGAGCUACAAUAGAACGUUGUAAUCCGUAUUUACGACCAAAUCCUCCUCCAUACAUCAGCCCCAACAAUGUGGGACAACUUCGAGUCAAUUUCUGACUACACGAGGAGCCAACAAAGACGUGGUUCUGCUAAAAAAGACAUCAAGUUUUAUCUACAUCUAAAUGAAACCUACUGAUGUGAAGCAAAGUGAACUACUGACUUUGGGGAAUGGCUCCGAAGCAAGCAAAAUUUUUAUAUCAAAUAGUAUUGUAUUAAAAACUAUUCGAAUAAUUCUUUUUAAGCAUAUAAUAAUAUUAGAAUCUGAAUCUGAUUUUUAGAAGAAAAUUUGUA